CGAUCAUGGGCUCUUCUUCUAGAAAUCUCUAUGCAGGAAUUGGAGAAGGUCAAUCAACUUCUAGGCCACCACUCUUUGAUGGCACCAACUACUCUUGUUGGAAGGAACGGAUGAGAAUCUACAUUCGUUCCACCAACUUCUAAUUGUGGUUGGUGAUCAAAAAUGGCGAGGAAAUCCCUAUGAAGAAAGUGGGAGAAACCACGGUCCCAAAGACCGAAAACGAAUUUGAUGCCGAGGACAUCAAGAAGAUUGAAAACUAUGCAAAGGCCAUCAAUAUGCUAUAUUGCGCGGUCAACCCCGAUGACUACCGAAAGAUCUCCUGUUGCACAACCGCCAAGGAUAUGUGGGACAAGCUUGAAGUGACGUACAAAGGUACCAAUCAAGUUCGCGAAGCCAAGAUCGAUUUUCUCACCCAAAAGUACGAAAUGUUCCGGAUGAAAGAAGGUGAGAAAAUUGAUGACAUGUUCGACCGUUUUUCAAAGAUCAUCAACGACCUUCAUGCUCUCAAAAAGACUUACACCAACAAGGAUCUCGUGAGGAAAAUCGUGCGAAGCCUCACACCCGAAUGGAGGUCAAAAGCCGAUGCAAUCUAUGAAUCCAUUGGAGUCUCCAACGUCACCAUCGACGGGCUAAGAGGUAACCUUAAGACCUAUGAAUCUACUAUUCUAACCCCGUCUUUGGAUGAACAAAAGAAAAAGGGGAUAGCUCUCAAUGCCACCAAGGAACCGGUGAAAGAGGCUUCAAGCGAUGACGACAAUGAAUUCGGGCUCGUCAUCAAGAAGUUCCACAAGUUCAUGAAGAAGGAAUUUGAGCGGAAGGGAAGGAAGCACGACGGUCCUCCCAAGUGCUACGGCUGUGGCGAGAUUGGCCACAUCAAGCCAAGGUGUCCAAAGGCCAAACACGGCAAGGAUAAGCCUGGCUUCAAGAAGAAAAGGGCCUACAUCUCUUGAGGUGGCGAUUCCGGCGACGAAUCAACCGACCAAGAGGAGGACGAAGCUGCAAAUCUCUGCCUCAUGGCGCACGAAGAUCAAAGCGACGACGUCCAAGAGGUAUGUAAUAUUUCUUCCGACUCUUACACUUUUGAAGAAAUGCAAGAAGCACUACAUGAACUUUAUGAGGAAUUUGUUAGCGCUUCUAAAACAAAUAAAUCCCUGAAGAAACGACUUUCUUUACU
Molecule: messenger RNA, 1174 nt
Organism: Cuscuta campestris
Lineage: Eukaryota; Viridiplantae; Streptophyta; Magnoliopsida; Solanales; Convolvulaceae
Source: the annotation of a GenBank genome assembly